Meriones unguiculatus (Mongolian gerbil) is the source of this 1002-nucleotide messenger RNA. RefSeq names its product troponin I1, slow skeletal type (gene Tnni1). Gene Ontology annotation, cellular component: troponin complex. The record is from RefSeq and is a predicted model, not a curated record. The transcript is spliced from 7 exons. NCBI's taxonomy places the organism in Eukaryota, Metazoa, Chordata, Mammalia, Rodentia, Muridae. Bases 1 to 558 code for a protein of 185 amino acids. Gene Ontology annotation, biological process: muscle contraction.
AUGCACUCAAGGAAAUCCAAGAUCACUGCCUCCCGCAAACUCAUGCUCAAGAGCUUGAUGCUAGCCAAGGCUAAGGAGUGCUGGGAGCAGGAACACGAGGAGCGAGAGGCCGAGAAGGCACGCUACCUAGCAGAGCGCAUCCCCACACUGCAGACCCGUGGCCUGUCCCUCAGCGCCCUUCAGGACCUGUGCCGAGAGCUCCAUGCCAAGGUGGAAGUGGUGGAUGAGGAGCGAUACGAUAUUGAAGCCAAAUGCCUCCACAACACGAGGGAGAUUAAGGACCUGAAGCUCAAGGUGCUGGACCUCCGAGGGAAGUUCAAGCGUCCACCCCUGCGCAGGGUUCGUGUCUCAGCCGACGCCAUGCUCCGAGCCCUACUGGGCUCCAAGCACAAGGUGUCCAUGGACCUACGGGCCAACCUCAAGUCUGUGAAGAAAGAAGACACAGAAAAGGAGCGGCCAGUGGAGGUGGGAGACUGGAGGAAGAAUGUGGAAGCCAUGUCUGGCAUGGAAGGCCGCAAGAAGAUGUUUGAUGCAGCCAAGUCCCCAACCUCCCAAUAGAGGCUCCUCGAGAGCUCUUCUGCCCCGGGCACUCAGAAGAAGUUGGCUUGCUGUGUGGCACUCCAGGGUCGUGCUUUGGUCUCCUCCCAGCCCCACCCACCUGUCUUUCAGCCCAUGCCUGGAGCAUCUCUGCUAUGCCCUCCCUCCAGCCUAUAUCCCACCUCUGGAGCCAGGAUGAAAUGGUCCUCAGAGAAGAAGAGAGAUGCUUCUCUCUUCUUCUGAAGAGAGUCUGAGUGUCUUCUGAAGAGUGUCUGAGACCGCGUCCCAGCAGCGUGGGCUUACAGGACUCAACGGGGCAUGCUGGGAUUAUCCAGCUACUCCAAGGGGCCCUAGGCUGAGGAGGGUAGCAGAGAAAACGCCUUCCCAGCAGCUCUGUAUUGCUUCUCUACAUUUCUGUUGCUUCCUGCAGUGUCCACAGGCUCCCCAUUAAAAAAAAAUCCAGGU